AUGUUUAGAAAGAAAUUCACGCGAGGAGCUUCCGCCAACGAUAUCCGUCCUGCGUUCGAUGAGCACUUCUGGAGUUGGUAUGUCGAUAGCUACUCGAGGAAUAGCAGCGAGAGCAGCAGCGGCAAGCUGUCUUCUGUGGUUACGGCAUUGCCGCACAACUCUAAGAAAUACAACGGUAGUUCGACAUCAGUUAUUACAGUCAGGCGAUUCUUUGAACAGUUGAAGUUGGAUAUCCCCUCGAACAACGAGAUAAUUGCCCUCCUCAAGUCUCCCUUCACACAAGGAGACAUCACCAAGACUUUUCAAUUGAUUCGAUUUUUCCAAUUGAGCUCCCAAGGCUUAUUUAUUACCAACGAAAAUAGAGACAAAUUCGGCUUGAACAUCCAGUAUGUCGGAGCAGAGAACUGGGAGAAUGUCAUGUGCUACUUGGAUGCUCUUUUGUUUGCCAUGUUUGCCAACUUGGAGUCUUUUGAACCAAUCUUGUUCGUUUCAAAUAACCCCGAUAGAAGUGACCAGUACUUGGUGAAUCAGUUAUCCGGGUUGCUCAGAGUUUAUGUCAAUAUGUUGAGAUCGGGGAAUUUGAUAACCACCGACUUAACCAUGAGAUUAUGUGAAGUGUUAAUGAAAUUAGGAUUCUUAGAAGCAAUGAGCCACAAGCAGCAGGACUGCGCAUCCUUGUUUGAAUUCUUGACCGAGAUACUAUCGAUGCCUUUGUUGACGUUCAAAAUCGAUAUUAAGCAUGGGGGGAAGUUUAAUAAGGAAGAUGACGAGAAGUAUUCUAGAGAGAGAAUUCUUUUCGUAAGCAUACCCAAUGAAGAAGAGAGGGAGAAAUUCAGAGAAAUUGGGAAACAGAAAGAAGAGAGUGAGCCUGCCAGUGGUACUGGAGAUACAAAUUUUCCUUACUCAAAGGAUACGUCACCUAACGAUGCCUACGAUGACUCCAUUCUUUUAGAAGAGUGUCUUGAGCAUUACUUCAAUAAUUCUAUAUCCGUCAAAAGGGAAUUAGAGAGAAGAGCAACACUAGAAUCAUUGCGUUUCGACUCUAAGGUUUCUUCUUCGCCAAUUCCGGAAAAUUCAAGUACAUCAUUCGAGAAAGAUGCACCAGGGGCGGAUGUAUUUGAAGUAGCUCCAAGUAUUAGUAAUGCUAGAAGCAGCAACGCCUCAACUUUAGCUGAGCGUCGCCAAUCUAAUAGAAUUCCAGCCGUAAGGACGAGGUCGUCCACAUUAUCUAUUUGGUCCUUGAAUGAAGUAGAAUCACCUAAUUCGACCGGAACGGGAACUUCUAUUUCAAGUAAGACGAGGUCAAGACGUAACUCUGUUGCUAACAAGGAGGUCAGUUUGCCUGCCUGGAUGUUUUUAAGACUUUUACCAUUCUAUACCGAUGACAAUGAAAUUAAUAACCUCAACGGCAAGGCUCAUUCAAUAGCAAAGAAUUCCAAAGAAUUUGUUAAUAGAAGACCAAUUUUACCAAUAUGUCUCAAACGUUACGCAUACAGCGAUUCUACAGCUACAAAGGCUAAGAGAAGAAUUAUUAUUCCACCAAUCAUUAACUUACCUAAUUUUGUAGCAGAUGAAGAAGAGGAGGAAGUUGACGGAGUAACUGGUAGUUUCAAGCUUAUUUUGGAAAGUGCGGUUUGCCAUAGAGGUACGUCUAUAAGCCUGGGUCAUUUCGUAUCAGUGAUACGUAAAAACACGAACAACUUACAAGAGACUGAUGAAGAGGCUAUCAACGCUACUUGGUAUUUGUACGACGAUCUCGGAAAAAAGGGCAGAGUCGUAGAGAAGCAAUUUAAAGAAAUAUUUGAAAAGGAAUGGCCGUACAUGCUUUUUUACAGAUUGGUAUCAAAUGAAGAAUGUGGAACAGAGAGUAAUAAUUCGUCACUUCACAAUUUAGUCUUACCACCACAGGGGUACAAUAAGAAUAAAUAUUGGAAAGAUGACGUUGCUCCAACCGCACUUUCCCCAAUUGUAUCCAAUACCAAUAGUAACGAAGACAUAAACUCUUUAAGCAAAACUAAUAGUGAGCUGUCUACGAAUUCAUCUAUACCAAUUAUCCCUGACAUCUUACCCGUUGACUCUAAGUAUGUUGACAUCAGGAACAAGUACUUUUGGUACGUUAUAGACAAUGAAAAAAAUUAUUAUAAAGAAAUCUCGGUGCCAUCUAGAGCGGGAACUAGAGAACCAAGUGUCACCAUAAGUCCACAAUUCAGAAGAAAUAGUCAAUGGAGUGAUUCAAGCACUGCUUCUGUGGGCGUUGGUCGUCCAGAAGAUCAGGGAGCAGUUGAAGAAUUACAUUCUCAAACUCAAAACUUAAAUAUUGCUAAUGUUUCCUCGCUUACAAGUUCGACUGGUACAGCUACCCCUGGCUCUCCCACAGUAGCACCAGGCAAAUGGAGACUAGGAGGUAAAUCCAAAUCAAAGAAAGAAAAGAGCCCAUCAGUUUCGCCACUGCAAGAACCAGUGCUCAGUUUAGACCAAACGAUCUCCCCUAUAGCAUUAGAACAACAGAAGCAGCAUGCUCAUAUAAAGCAUGGAGCUUACAGUAAGAAGAAUAAGAAGAAGGGUGACGAGUAUAGAAAGGAGAAAUGCACAAUAAUGUAG
Dujonia railenensis is the source of this 2601-nucleotide messenger RNA. Lineage: Eukaryota; Fungi; Ascomycota; Pichiomycetes; Serinales; Debaryomycetaceae. The record is from the annotation of a GenBank genome assembly.